Molecule: messenger RNA, 4779 nt
Organism: Candidozyma pseudohaemuli
Lineage: Eukaryota; Fungi; Ascomycota; Pichiomycetes; Serinales; Metschnikowiaceae
Gene: SLA1
Product: cytoskeletal protein-binding protein
Exons: 2
Coding region: 1-4779 (1592 amino acids)
Cellular component (GO): cytosol
Molecular function (GO): cytoskeletal protein binding; identical protein binding; glyoxylate reductase (NADPH) activity
Source: RefSeq, a predicted model, not a curated record
AUGACAAAACCAAAGGUUUUAUUCAUCGGCGACUUGAACAAAGACUUGCCUGAAUACGCCCAGUUUAUCAAGAAGGUUGAGCCGGUUUUCUACGAGUUGCCUGACUCCAAAGAGCAGGUGAUCCAGGAUUUCAGAACCAAGUUCAAUGAUAUCCAGGCGAUAUACGGCGCCUGGUUGGGUUUUGUGCUCCUUGGAGGAUUCACUGGAGAGAUUCUCGAGGCAGCUCCAAAGUCCUUGCGUGUUGUUUCCAUCUGCUCUGUGGGCUUCGAGCCUUACAAUGGCGCCAGAAUGGCUGAGAAGGGCAUCAUCUUGACCAACGUUCCUUCCGACGGUGCUUCCAAGCCUGUGGCUGAACUCGUCUUGUACAACGCCUUGUGUGCCUUUAGAAACUUUCCUGCUUUCACCACUACCUUCACUGCAGACAUCAACCACACCGUGCAGAUGAGAAAGCUUCUUGAUUCCAACAAAUUCGACUCUGAAAAGGGGAGAUGCCACCUUGAUGCCGUCCACGGCUACUCCUUUGGCCACUACGCAGGCGGAAGACCAUGCUUGAGUCCUAAUGGCCACAACGUCGUCAUUGUGGGUUUUGGAAACAUUGGUCAGACAAUUGCAAGCUACUUGCUGAACGUGGGAAUGAACAUUCACUACGUCAAACGUUCUCCAUUGUCCAAGGAGCAGGAAGCCAGCUUGGGUUUCCCUGUUCACUACCACAAGACUCUCGUGGACGCCAGAGAGGCCGCCGACCUUGUGGUCAUUGCCUGUCCUGGAACUCCUGAAACAUACCACAUGGUAAACUCUGAGGUCAUUGACGCUAUGACCAAGCCUUUCAGAAUCAUCAACAUUGGUAGAGGUCCUGUAAUUGAUGAGCAGGCUUUAGUCGACGGCCUCAAACUGGGCAAGGUCUUGUUCGCUGGACUUGACGUCUUUGAGGGCGAGCCACAGGUGCACCCCGACCUUUACAACCGUCAAGAUGUUGUCUUGACGCCUCACAUCGGUGCCUCUACCAAGGAAAACUACGACUACACUGCUGUGAUGGCCAUGAAGAACAUUGAAAACGUGUUGCUUGAAGCCUUGUAUGACUACCCAGCGCAGGCCGAGGAAGAGCUCACUAUCCAGCAAGAUGAUUUGCUAUAUUUGCUUGAAAAACUGGACAUAGAUGAUUGGUGGAAAGCCAAGAAGAGAGUGCUCCCUGUGGGCGACGAGGAGGUGGAAGAACCCGUUGGUCUUGUUCCGGCCAAUUACAUAGAGGUUGCCCCUGUGGUGAAACAGUGCCGGGGUCUCUACGACUAUGAUAAGCAGACCGAGGAAGAACUCAGUUUCAAGGAGGGGGACAUUUUCAACAUCUACGAUUUGAAUGAUCCCGACUGGCUUCUUGUUGGAGAUGCUUCAAACAGCAACUUUGGCUUUAUUCCUGCCAACUACAUUGAGCAGACGGGUAAUGCUCUGGCCCAACCCCAAGCUCAGGCCGUUUCUGCCCCUGCUGCUGAUCCAACUCCAGCCAGGCAACAACUCCCAAUUUCGGCAUUUGCUCCACCUCCCGUGCAUAAGGAUAGAACACCAGUUCUGCUGGCUGAGCCAGAGGAGGUGAAACAGCCAGAGAGACCAGUGGAACAGAUACAACCCGUCGAUAGAGCCCCAGCUAGAGGCAGAGAACCAGAGGAAGACGAUGAAGACGACGAUGAGUUUGAAGAUGCCCUUCCCCCACCAAUGCCUACACGUCCUAGUGGAGGAGCUAGUGAACCUAGAAGAGAACGUCCACCCCUGGAGCCCACGACCCCUUCUCGCAGAGAGUAUGCGGUCGACCUGCCUCAAUCACCACCUAAAGAGCAUAACUUUGACGGUGAGUACUUCCGCUGGUACAUUGACGAAGUUGACGGCAGAAAGAAGCGUCCAGUUGUGGUGUCUGUGGGUAAUGGUUUGAUCAUUCUCAAGCCCAACACGCAGAACCCCAAGAAAUUGCGUCUUCGUUCGGCGCUGAGUCUUGACAACAAUUGGAGAAUUAGAGAUCUAGAGCUGUUUUCUCAUGAAAAGAAGCACGUCUUCUUGAAAUUUCAGAACCCAGAUGCCGAGAUCGAAUUGCACGCAGGCAGUAAGGAUGUUGCCGAGGCAAUCAUGGCUGUUUUGGGUGACUUGAAGGGUGCUGAGAACCAAAAGGGAUUGCGUGAAGUUGCCAGAGCGGCACUGACAAGAACUUCCUCAUCCAACAAGAAGGUCGGUGUGCUCAUGUAUGAUUUCGAAUCGCAGGGCAGCGACGAGUUGGCGUGUAGAGAGGGCGAUGAGGUGCACAUUUUGGAUGACACCAAGUCAAGAGAAUGGUGGAUGUGUGAACGUGUUUCAAAUGGCAAAAGGGGUGUUGUUCCCUCGAGCUAUAUCGAGAUUCUAGGCACCACAAACUUGGACAAAUUGACUGAUGGCCCCUCCAGACGCAAGUCCCAAAAGUCCUCCAGCAAGGGCCGCGUUGUGGACAAGAAACUGAGAUAUCAUAGCCGUGACGAGAGAGAUAAGAUCAGAGAGAGCGAUAGAGCACGCAGGGAUAAGAGAUCAAGUUCCGGAGGCGAUGAUAAAGAUAUGCCAAACUACCAUCGCGUUAGAACCUGGAUUGACAGCACUGGCUCGUUUAAGGUCGAAGCUGAGUUCUUGGGAUGCAUGGAAGGCAAAGUUCAUUUGCAUAAAACAAAUGGUGUGAAAAUCGCUGUGGCUGCCACCAAGUUAUCUAUUGAGGAUUUGGAAUACGUCGAGAAAAUCACCGGCACCUCGCUUCAGCACUACAAGGACGAGGUCGCUAAGCACAUGGCAAAGAGAAGCAAGGAUAGAGGAACUCACUCUUCCGGGGUCUCUCCUGCAAAGACCUCCUCUGUCGCUGCAAUCAAUGAUAUUGCUCCUCCUCAGCCAUCAAGACCUAAAGCAACUACUGGUACCUCGCUGGGCGAGCCAGAUUACGACUGGUUCGACUUCUUCCUCACUUGUGGGGUUGAUAUUGGUAACUGUCAGCGCUAUUCAAUCAACUUUGCGCGUGAGCAGAUGGACGAAUCCAUUCUUGAGGAUAUUACCCCAUCUUUGUUACGUUCUCUUGGUUUGAGAGAGGGUGAUAUCCUUAGGGUUAUGAAGCACUUGGACAAUAAGUAUGGAAGACAGAAGACAGGUGAUGCUCCAGCCUCAUCCGGUGGUCUUUUCACGGAAGCCACUGGUGCUUUGAAGAAUAACAGCUCAACUGAGAUUUCAAAGGUUGACGCUAGCGCUCUUCCAGCUCCAUCGCCUCAAAAAGAGAAGGAGGAUCCUAUCAGCAAUAAAGCUGGCAACAAGUUCGAAGACGACGCCUGGGCCGUCAAGCCAGCUGCUCGCUCGAACGAGGACUUCACUCAGACUCAGACUCCAUCGAAGCCUCAAUAUACUGGUUCUUUACAGGAUCUUGUCGACAUCAAGCCAUUGGAGGCCAACAAACCUCCUCAGACUCCUUCCAAGGAUACUCCACUGAGUUUACCAUCUGCUCCUGCUUUGACUCCGUCCAAGACCGCUGCUCUGUCGGCUCAGCCAGCCCAACAGAACCAGACUGCUCAAAACCAACCUACUGGCUUGGUCCCUCUACAAAAGACUGGUGGACAGGCCCCUCUUGUCCUUGUACGUACCGGUGGACCUUUUGUUCCAAUGCAAACCGGUGGCUACAUGACCGCUCAGCCAACGGGAUUCAUGCCAAUUACUGCCCAGCCAACUGGCUUCAUGCCUAUUCAGCCCACCGGUUUAGGCCAACAACAAACAUCUGGUAUGCUUCCUCUUCAAACCGGUCAAAUGCAGCAGCUUCGCCCAGCUCCACCACCACCAACUUCUUUUGGCCAGAUGCCAUUGCAGCCCACAAGCUCAUUUGUCCCCUUGCAACCCGGUAAUGUGACGAUGCCUCAAACCACCUUCGGACAGCAGCCGACUGGCCAGGGCCAACAGCCGCAGACGUCUUUCGGCCAACAGCCACAAACGACCUUUGGACAGCAGCCAACUGGAGGCUACGGUCAACAACCACCAACAACAUUCAGCCAGCAGCCUACUGGAGGAUACAAUCAGCAACCGCCCACUACAUUUGGCCAACAGCUAACUGGCGGCUUUGGCCAACAGCAAACCAACUUUGGUCAGCCUCAAACCUCAUUCGGUCAACAGCCACAGCCCUCGUUUGGUCAGCAGCCUCAGACGUCAUUUAGCCAGCAGCCAACAGGAGGCCAAUUAGGCAGUCAAACUACCGGUGGAUUAAACAAGUUCGUACCUCAAUCUUCGUUUGGCAGACAAAUCACUGGCGGUUUGAUGCCCCAAACUUCCUUUGGCAAUCAAGCCACAGGUGGUAUGCCCAACACCUCGUUUGGAGGUCAGGCGACUGGAGGCUUCCCCCAAACUUCCUUCAGCAACCAGCCCACGGGUGGGUUCCCUCAGACUUCAUUCGGCCAGCCUUCUGGAAUGCCACAAACACUGUUCGGCGCUCCUCAGCAGCAACAACAGCAGCAACAACCAUUUGGUCAAUUUGGCCAACCUCAACAGCCAGGUAUGGACCAGAUGACCAACAUGUUCCAAAACACAUCUAUUGGGGGUAACUUCCCACAACAACCACAACAGCAGCAACAGCCUCCGACAACGUUCGGUCAGAACUUUGGCCAGAAUCAAUUCGAAGGUUUUGGCGAUCAACCAUUGCAGUCGCAGCCUACGGGUCUCGGUUUCGGUAAUGCUCCAUUGCAGUCACAGCAGACCGGCAGAAGAGCCAACUUGCAGGCCGCCACUGCUGAUAAUCCUUUUGGCUUUUGA